Molecule: messenger RNA, 4300 nt
Organism: Sceloporus undulatus (fence lizard)
Lineage: Eukaryota; Metazoa; Chordata; Lepidosauria; Squamata; Phrynosomatidae
Exons: 15
Coding region: 34-3255 (1073 amino acids)
Molecular function (GO): protein binding; zinc ion binding
Source: RefSeq, a predicted model, not a curated record
CGAAACUUAAUUUUGGCCUGGUUGCAAAACAGGAUGAGCAUGGCUGCUGCUGAGGAUCACAUCCAGGACCUCUGUGAGGAGGCUCUGUGCACCAUCUGCCUGGAGUAUUUGCAAAACCCUGUGACCAUUGAAUGUGGGCACAAUUUCUGCCACGACUGCCUGACCCAGUUCUGGAGGCAGUUGGAGGUUGAGGCCACCUGCCCUCAAUGCAGAGUAGCCAUCCAGCAAAGGAAUGUCAUCCCCAAUUGGCAGCUGGCUAGGUUUGUAGACAUCACCCAGAAACUCAGCCACCAAACGAGGAAGAAGAAGGGAGACCCCAAGGGAGAUUGUGAGAAGCACCAGGAGCCCCUGAAGCUCUUCUGCAAGGAGGAUGAGACCCCCAUCUGCGUGGUGUGCGACAGGUCCAAGGAGCACCGAGAUCACCUGGUGGUCCCUGUGGAGGAGGCUGCCGAGGAGUACAAGGAUUUAAUCAAUAGUUCUCUGGAGGUUCUGAAGAAAGAAAAGGGAAAACUUCUAACAUACAAAUCAGAAACAGAAAAAGAAAGCCAGGACUUAUUGAAACAAACAGAAGCAGAGAUGGAAAAGACAGUGGCUGAAUUUAGACUAUUACGUCAGUUUCUGGAAGAGCAAGAACAGCUUCUGCUGUCCCGGAUGGACGAGGUGAAGAAGGAAGUUUCAAAUAAAAGAGACAAGUAUCUAGCCAGGCUAUCUGAGGAACUCUUCUCUCUUGAAGGUCUUAUCCAGGAAAUGGAGGAGAAGAAGCAACAGUUGGCAAGUGAACUCCUGCAGGAUGUGAAAACUGCCUUGCAGAGAAGUGAGGAGAAUGUGCCAUUUGAGAAUCCAUUGGCUUUUCCUCCAGAACUGAGGUGGAAGUUCUGGGACAUUUGUGACAUAAAUCCUUUUCUAGUUGCUGUUAUGAAGCAGUUCAAAGAUGCUCUACUACCUGGACUACAGCUGCAGAAAGCAAAUGUAACUCUGGAUCCAGACACAGCUCAUCGCAUACUAAUCCUAUCUGGGGAUAAGAAAAGUGUAACAUGUGUAGACCAAUAUCAAGACCUGCCCGACAAUGUGGAGAGGUUCACCAAACAAAGUUGUGUGCUGGGAUGUGAGAAAUUCACUACAGGCAGACAUUUCUGGGAAAUCAGUGUGGGAAGGGAGGAACAAUGGCUUGCAGGGGUCUCUAGAAAGUCUGUGAAGAGAAAGGGCAAUAUUGUCUAUGCUCCUGAGGGAGGGAUCUGGGCUGUAGGGAUGUGGAGUGGUGGAUACAGGGCUACCAAUCAUCCUCUUCAUCCUGAUUUGUUUCCAAAUUGGAAUCCUGAGAAAAUCCGAGUAUCUCUAAACUGUCCUGGGGGGCAGGUGGCCUUCUAUGAUGCUGAUACAGGAGGCCAUCUCUACACAUUCUCUGGAGCCUCCUUCAUGGGAGAGACCCUUCUUCCUUUCUUUAAUGUGCAGGGAGACGGGCACCUGCUAAUUUCUGCAGCCCGGCUUGGAAAUUUGGGUAGGCUGAGAGAAUGUGACCUGAAGCUGAGAGUGAUUCUGAGAGAGUGUGACCUGAAGAUGAGAGAAUGUGAGGCUCAGAGAGAAGGCAACGGAGAAUCACAGGCAAGGCAGAGGAGAGGGGGACCCCCGGGGGUCCCAUGGAGGCCAAUGCUGUGCCUGGAUCGCUGCAUCCAUCCAUGGCAGAGAGCAGGGGGACCCUCGGAGGAGCAGGCUGUUCCUCCAGCCCAUCACAAUUUGUGGCGAGUGCUUCAUUUCCUAGAAGGGAAACGCCCAGAAAUCAAAGCUUUGUCCUGUUUGCAAGACAGCAAGAGCAUGGCUGCUGCUGAAGAUCACUUCCAGGACCUCUGCACGGAGGCUCUGUGCACCAUCUGCCUGGAGUAUUUGCAAAGCCCUGUGACCAUUGAAUGUGGGCACAAUUUCUGCCACGACUGCCUGACCCAGUUCUGGAGGCAAUUGGAGGACAGGGCCACCUGCCCUCAAUGCAGAGUAGCCAUCCAGCAAAGGAAUGUCAUCCCCAAUUGGCAGCUGGCUAGGUUUGUAGAAAUCACCCAGAAACUCAGCUGCCAAGUAAAGAAGAGGAAGAGAGACCCCAAGGGAGAUUGUGAGAAGCACCAGGAGCCCCUGAAGCUCUUCUGCAAGGAGGAUGAGACCCCCAUCUGCGUGGUGUGCGACAGGUCCAAGGAGCACCGAGAUCACCUGGUGGUCCCUGUGGAGGAGGCUGCCGAGGAGUACAAGGAUUUGAUCUGUAGUUCUGUGGAUGUUCUGAAGAAAAAAAGAGAAAAACUUCUGAGUUACAAAUCAGAAGCAGAAAAAGAAAGCCAAGAUUUAUUGAAACAAACAGAAGCAGAGAUGGAAAAGACAGUGGCUGAAUUUAGACAAUUACGUCAGUUUCUGGAAGACAAAGAAAAGUUUCUGCUGUCCCGGAUGGAAGAGGUGAAAAAAGAAGUUUCAAAUAAAAGAGAUGAAUAUCUGGCCAGGCUAUCUGGGGAACUCUCUUCUCUUGAAAGUCUUAUCCAGGAAAUGGAGGAGAAGAAGCAACAGCCGGCAAGUGAACUCCUGCAGGAUGUGAAAACUAUAUUGCGGAGGAGUGAGGAGAAGGUGCCAUUUGAGAAUCCACUGGCUUUUUCUGUAGAACUGAGGUGGAAACUCUGGGACAUUUGUGAUAUAAAUCCUCUUUUAGUUAGUGUUAUGAAACAAUUCAAAGAUACUCUGAUACCUGGACUACAGCUGCAGAAAGCAAAUGUAACUCUGGAUCCAGACACAGCUCAUUCCAAACUGAUCCUGUCUGGGGAUAUGAAAAGUGUAACAUGUGGAGACCAAUAUCAAGACCUGCCUGAUCAUCUGGAGAGGUUCAGCAAACAUGUUUGUGUGCUGGGAUGUGAGGAAUUCACUGCAGGCAGACAUUUCUGGGAGAUCAGUGUGGGAAGGGAGCAACACUGGCUUGCAGGGGUCUCUAGAAAGUCGGUGAAGAGAAAGGGUGACAUUGCCUAUGGUCCUGAGGGGGGGAUCUGGGCUAUAGGGAAGUGGGGAGGUGAGUACAAGGCUAGCAACCAUCCUUACUACCCCCCUGUGUCUUCAAACAGAGAACCCGAGAAGAUCCGAGUGUCUCUGAACUGUUCUGGGGGGCAGGUGGCCUUUUAUGAUGCUGACACCGGAGACCAUCUCUACACUUUCUCUGGAGCCUCAUUCAUGGGAAAGACCCUUCUUCCUUUCUUUAGUGUGCAGGGAAAAGGGCACCUGCUAAUUUGUCCUUAAGGCAGCUAAACAAGCAGACCACAAAGCCACUGAAUCCUGCAAGAUAGAUUAAUGCUUUCAAGAUAGAUUAAUGCUUUAUGUCUGAUAAGGGCCCAAAGGGGUACUUUAGUGGUAAAGUUGGGGUUUCUUUAUUCAUUCAUCUAGGUACAUAACAGAUUGAAAACCUCCAUGGCACCUGUGGGGUGCCAGGAGGUCAUUUUAUUCCGCAUGCUAUUUAAUUGUGUGUGAAGGCACUGGGUGAAAUCAUUAGGGGUUUGGGGAUUAGAUGCCAUCAGUAUGCUAAAGAGACUCAGUUCUUCUUCUCUUGGUCAUUGGAGUCAGUUGGGGCUUUGCAGAUGCUGGACCAGUCUCUGGAUGCUAUCAUGGACUAGAUGUGGGCCAAUAUAUUGAAGCUGAACCUCAGUAAAGCAGAUGUUGUGUCUGGUUUGCUGGUUUUCACAUCUGGCAAUUGGGUAAAUAGCCUGUCUUGAAGGCUGUGGCUCCCCAUUGAAGGAAUGGCUUAGGAAAAUGCAUGGAUCUCUUACUGAAGGCCCAAGUGGAUCCCAUGGCCCAGAGUCUGCUUUGACUGGUCCAGCAGCUGUGGCCUUUCCAGGAUAGGAACACCUGGCCACAGUACAAAUGUAGUGGUGGCAGGUGGCAAGAGAUAUACAAUAUACAGUUGUUUCAAUUGCAUAUUCUUAGACUUUAUGACAGACUAAUGUGGAAAAAAAGAUGGAAGAAAAUUUCCUGUUUGUAGGUCUGUUUGUUGCUCCAGUUCUUGCAUGUUGUUUUUCCUUCUCAAAGCAGUGAAACAAUGAUUCCUGGGGUUUCUGCCUUUCCCAUUUUGAGACAACUUGCUAGCUCCUGCAUCCUAACACUUGCAAUAUUGAUGAACAUGCCAUUGUUGACUGUUAACACUGAUGCCCUUAUGUGUAGCUCUUUUGAGAAUGAAAACGUGGGAAAGCUGGAAAUGAAUGUGCAUGCUCUGCAAUGGUUAAACUCAUCUUUAAGUGAGGUUGUAAAGUUUCUGCUCUAAUCAAUAAAGUUGUUCCUGUUUGCUCAUGAA